Molecule: messenger RNA, 3853 nt
Organism: Lytechinus pictus (painted urchin)
Lineage: Eukaryota; Metazoa; Echinodermata; Echinoidea; Temnopleuroida; Toxopneustidae
Product: arrestin domain-containing protein 4-like
Exons: 7
Coding region: 1-1674 (557 amino acids)
Biological process (GO): protein transport
Cellular component (GO): cytoplasm
Source: RefSeq, a predicted model, not a curated record
AUGAGCAGCAAACUGGAAGUGUUCGACAUCGUCUUCGAGAACAAUGACGUCGAUAUAUUCAAGCCCGGCGAUGUCAUUCAGGGAUUCGUACUCGUCGUUCUUUCGGCGGAGAAAAAGCACAUCAGAGGUAUUCGAGUGAAAUUCAAGGGAAAGACGAAGACGGAAUGGAGAAACUUCCACGAUGAUGGAGAAGACUUCUUAUGGAAAGAAGUAUUGUUCAAACAUACUGCCCUCGUCUUUGGUGAAGAUGAUACAUGUGAUCGGAGUCACAUCCUUCCAGCCGGUGAACACAAGUUCCCGUUUCGCUACCGCCUACCUCUCGGCCUACCUCCAGAGCUCUACUGCAAGUUUGCCCAGGUCUCCUACAUGGUCAAAGCUGUCAUCGACCGCCCCCGGAAGUACGACCAUUCGGCAAAGAGGGCUUUCAAGAUCAAACCCUUGGUCGACCUCAAUAUCAUCCCCGAAGUGCUGGUUCCGAUAGGAGAUCAGAAGACAGUUAAUGAGGGCUGCCUGUGUUGUGAGACUGGUCCAAUCACACUAGACGUCAAUGUUAAUAAACGAGGCUAUGUGGUAGGAGAGUCUAUGUGGGUCUCAGGGUGUCUUGAUAACCAGAGCAACAACGACGUGUCUUACAUCUCCUGUACCUUGACGCAGACACUGACCUUCUUCUCCAAGUCUGGCUGGCGGACGGACGACAAGAGAAUCCGAGACGACAUCGUCGAGAUUGAACUGGAAGGAUGUCCGUCGUACCAGAAAAAAGCGAUCGAACCCACCGCUUUCAGAGUCCCUCCUGUCGUCCCCUGCGCCUUCGAGACCUGCCCGAAUAUCUUCCUCGAGUAUUCGCUUCAGAUAUCAGCAGUUGUAGGGUUCGAGACUCCGGCGUGUACUUUGAAGUUGCCUAUAUCCAUCGGGACCAUUGCUGCAAUCAAUACCUAUCGAAGGCCAUCAGUCAACAUGGCCGUCACCCACCAGUCAGAAGUCAAACGAAUGGUGCCACCACCUCCAUCCUACGAUAUUGCAGUAUCCGGUUUUCGGGAGGUUGAACCUAUUCAAAGCAGUUCUCCAGUUACAAGGACAAAUCCUAGUAGACUAUUUGAAGAUUUACCUAUAAUAUCCAACUAUAGCGCAUCAGACAAUAACGUCCUCCCUGUACCCUGCAGUCCGCGGUCGCCGCCAGGAAAGGGAAAACACAGCACGUCACCAACUUCAGAGAAAAACAGGCAGCGUUCAACGUCGCCGACAUCAAGGAACUUUUCUACGUUGUCAAGAAGCAAUAUACCGACCUCACACAGCUCAGCGUCACCGACGGCUCGAGUGAAGUAUGAUACUCUUCCUUCAGCUAAUGACAGGCGAAGCGGUAAAACUGCCGCGGUAAUGGCCAACCCGGUUACAACAUCACCGGCUCGCAUCAUACUGCCCUUAGGUAGUCCACGGUCUUCGGCACCGCGGUUGAGGUAUGAUUCGACACCAACUUCGGAACGCGGCGAAAGUGCGUCGCUUCUGACGAAUAGAAUGACGUCUCCUGACGCAAGCACAUAUUACGAUUCUUCAUUAGGUUAUGGACAAACGCCACUUGCUGAUCCUUGGCGGACGCAGAACCAAUAUAUUCGAGACGAACCUCAAGAUCAAAAUAUGGGUCGGACUCGGGGAAGAAUUGCCGAAGCAUUCGUGUGAUUUUUGUUUGUUUGUUUUUAUGUAGAUUUGUUUAUAUUUAGGUUUAUUGUAAAAUAAAAAGUCACUUGCCUCAUAGUUUUGAGAUUCAAGUUCCAACCAACUGCUCUAAGGUCCUUAGGCAAGGCAUUUUCAUGAGUUUUGAGUAACCACCUGGCAGCAGAGUGCAUAUCACUUUGAUAUACGUUAACACGAAUGAUAAGGACCUUGGUAUACGAAACAAAAUGUGGUAGGCAUAUUUAUAGUUAAGAAAUCUCAGGAAAAUAAUAUUUCAUUUUUGUAUGCGUUUGAUGAUAUCCUACCAAUGUAGCAAAGCAUAGGGCUACCAUUGGAAGUGCAAGCUUAAAUUGUUCCUACUACUUGUCAUGUGUGUCUCAGUCUAAUUUUGAAUUUGAGAUAGUCUUAGGGAUAAAAAAAAACACCUGAAAAAAUAAAAUUUUAAAUCUAAUACUUCGAAAUAUAUUCCGCAACCAUGGCAACGUCUCAACAGGAUACAAACAUCACAGUCAACGUUGUUGUAAGUUCGAAUACCAGCUCUCUCGUUACUGUCAGUGGUAUACUUUCCUCAACAACUUGGCAUAUUUGGUGAAAAUUACGUGGAUUUUUAAUAAAGCACAUCAUUAUUGCUUGUUUAUUCUCUUAAUGUAGAUUUCAACCUUUUAAGGUUUAGUUUCGGUGAUCUUUUCAUCGUAUUUUUUUUUCAAAUAUGAAGUACACAAAUUAAGAGGUAUAAUUCUGACCUUAACUUGAUUUUUUUUACAUGGGUUAUGACAUUUCAAUUCCGUGAGUUCUAAGAGGAGCACCAUUAUUUUUUUUACUGUGUCAUGCUGUCUGACGGCACAGCUAUACAGGCCAAACCGACCAAAGUUUAAACGUUAAUUCCAAUGAGCAUAUAAUCGGUCGACUUAGAUUUGGUUUCGUUAUGGUCCAUUUUAGUUAAUUUUAAGUCCAAAAGAGAGAAAAAAACGUAGGCUAACAUCCAUUUUCUUUUUGCAUUUGUGGCCUAAAUCAUGUACAUAGGCACCAAAGCAUAACUGUGAAAAGUUUGAUUAACUGGCAUGGACUUCAUUAGUUUUCAUUUUACUGUUAAAGCCUAUCUACGAGACAGAUCUUUCGGAAUAAUUUUGUUCGCAUAAAUGAGAUAAGGGAAACAUGGAUAUGCUGCUUUCUACAUAUUAUAGAGUUAUUCCUCUGAUCCAAAACAAUUUUCCCUUGAGAUUUGUAUUCCAUAUUCCUAAAAAAAAGACACUCUUAAAGUAAAAUGGGACGCUUGAAACCAAUUGAACUUUGUUUAAAGGCAAGAUAUGUAUUACAAGUAUCAAAACAUGGAUUAACUUUGUCUUAUCAUAAAAAUGGGGUAAAUGUUAAGUGUCCAAAAGCGGAGAAUUGUUUCACUUGAGACAUCACACACCUUUCUCACAUUUCCGAUGGGAGGAUCUCCUUUUAUAGCAUAAUAUAUCAUAGCGUUAUCAAUAUUCAAGUGCUCAUAACUUUCGUAUUGCUUGUCAGAUUUCACUGAAACAUCUUAUUCUUCAAAUUUGCUGCUUGAACACGAGCCAGUGUGUUCCAAUGGCUUUAUUCCCUUUUAAAAAGAUACCUAGUUAUAUUGACCCAUAAACCAUUGGGGGCAGCUCUCCAUGUCUAAAGUGAUGGCACAGUGACAGCCGGAUCUGAACCAGAAAACAAUCACAUCGGAUCGUAUUACAUUCCUUUUUUUUUUUUUUACUCGGGAAGAGGAGUGGCCCAACCUGACUGAUUUCCGGUUCAAAUCUGAACUAAAAUUCUAUUAGUGUAUGACAAGCAAAAAAUAAAGAAAUAAAAUAAUAACAACAUUAAUAAUAAGAGUAAUAAUAAUGAUGAUGAUGAUAAUGAUGAUAAUAACAAAAAUAAUAAGACGUUGGCAGAUAACUUGUCGAUGCAUGUGCUGUGAUUUCAAGAGAUUUUUGUAUCAUUUUAGACAGAGCGAGACGACCCUCUCCCCAAUCUUGCAGACAAUAGGACCUAUAAAAUUCUUAAUUCGUGGAUGAAACAUUCACAAUGUAUCACAGGAUACAUUGGAGAGCUUAGCAUCGAUUUAUAUGUAGUCUAUGCAGUUUUCAUUACAUGUAUGAGAUUGCUACUUAGCAAGAAGUAUGUGAGAUGUAACAAAAAAGAUAGUAAAAUAAAUAGUCUGCAAAAUUGG